CGCCCAAACGUUGUACACAGACUUGGAAUCAUUCCCAGGUUCAGAGAAGGUAACGCCAAUAUUAUAUUACUCUCUUCCUGCAAUUUGGGUUUACCUUCCUCCCAACCUCAACAACACCCACUUCAUUCUUCAAAUUCUUGUCUUUCAUUGGCGGUAAAUAUCAAGCAUCAUGGUAAAGCUGGAGCAAACUAUGGUGUUCUUUUCCUAUUAGUCAUCUGUGAACUUGGGCAUUUUGUUUAGCUUUUGAUUAGAAGCAUCUGGGGAAUUUGAGUGGGGUCUUUUGCCAUGUCUCAUUCCAAGAAUGGUGCUAAUAAGCCCGGCAACCGAAACCUUCCUUCAUGGGUGAGUUCAAGAGACAAUGAGAGUGAGUCUCCUGAAAAGAAACCAAAUGGGGAUGGUGAAGGUGAGGAAAGGAAGGAGGGUCAAAAGCCCACGCAAGGGAAAGGGCGGGGAAGCAGCAAGAAUUCUGGUGCAUCCAGCUCGGGAACAACAAAUGUGUCCAAACUUCUGGAAGGGGUUGUGUUUGUACUAUCUGGUUUUGUUAAUCCUGAGCGCAGCAUUUUACGGUCACAGGCGUUGGAAAUGGGAGCAGAAUAUCAGCCUGAUUGGAGUUCAGAAUGCACUCUCUUGGUUUGUGCGUUUUCAAACACCCCUAAGUUUCGACAAGUUGAGGCAGAUUGUGGAACUAUUGUUUCAAAGGAAUGGAUAUCAGAGUGUUACACGCAGAAGAAGCUUGUUGAUAUAGAAAGUUACCUUAUGCAUGCUGGGAAACCCUGGCGUAAAAGCAGUGUUUCCCAGGACAACAGGCAUGACCAGAGAUUAUCCCGGCCUAGUAGAUCUAAAAAGCAGGAUGGAGAUUCUCCUUCAAAACCAACUGCCUCUGCAACUUUAAAGCAUGUCAAAGCUGCUGACUCUGUUAGAGAGUGCUUUUCUCCAUCUGAAGUGAAGAAGUGGGCAGUCAAUGAUUUGAAGAAGACGAUAUCAUGGCUGGAGAGUCAAGAAGAAAAGCCAGACCCAGAUGAGAUAAAGCAGAUAGCAGCUGAAGGGAUUUUAACUUGUUUACAAGAUGCCAUAGCUUCUCUGGAACAAAAACAGGAUGUCCAGCAGAUAACUGAACAAUGGAAUUUCAUUCCUCAUGUAGUUGAGGAGCUUGCAAAGCUCGAAAGCACAGGAAAUAACUCUGUGGCCAUAUCAAAGGAAGAUCUUUGCAGACAGGCUAUGGACUGUAAACGAAUUUAUGAGGUAGAACUUCAUAAUUUGGAUGAUGAUUCUUCAAGGAAGAAAAAACGAAAGACUGGAAGACGAGAGAAGGACAAAGGGGAAACUGAAGCACUAUGCAGCGGUGCCGCAGUAUAUGACAGUGAUGAAACACUUGAGAUGACAGAAGAGGAAAUCGAUCUUGCAUAUAAUACUAUAGCUUCCAAGAUCUCUAAUACAGAGUGAUCUCUAUCUCAUGUACAUGUCUAGAUGAUUGACAGUAAAAUCUUGUUUGCUUUAAAAAAAAAAAUUCUUAAAAAUUUUUGGUACCUUCUCAAAGUUUCUUCCUUGAUACUUUUUCCUAUAGAGGUGAAUUUUCUCAAGCACUUGUUUGAGUAACCUCAUUGCUUUCGCUCACUUAGAAGGAACGAGCAUUGAUGUCGUUCGAGAAGUCCAGAUUUGAAAAAUUUUCUCUGGUUUCGGUUUGUUCUGCAACUCUCUCUGCGCUGCGACUAUUUCCU
Rosa chinensis is the source of this 1718-nucleotide messenger RNA. RefSeq names its product DNA-repair protein XRCC1. The transcript has 8 exons. Gene Ontology annotation, biological process: double-strand break repair via nonhomologous end joining; base-excision repair; single strand break repair. The record is from RefSeq and is a predicted model, not a curated record. Bases 286 to 1443 code for a protein of 385 amino acids. NCBI's taxonomy places the organism in Eukaryota, Viridiplantae, Streptophyta, Magnoliopsida, Rosales, Rosaceae. Gene Ontology annotation, molecular function: damaged DNA binding.